Molecule: messenger RNA, 4257 nt
Organism: Prorocentrum cordatum
Lineage: Eukaryota; Dinophyceae; Prorocentrales; Prorocentraceae
Source: the annotation of a GenBank genome assembly
GCCCAGGCUGCCGAGGCCCGAGCGCAGGCGGCGGAGGCCGCGGCUCAGGCGGCGCGAGAGCCCGGGCCGCAGCAGCCAGCCGGCCAGCCUGGUGGCAUGCAGCCGGGAGUGAACCGGUUGAUUGAUACGACGGUCCUCGGGAAGCCACGCGACUUCAACGGCGAGCCGGGGACCUGGCGUGACUGGAGCACGAUCUUUCGAGCUGACUCCAGCGCCUGCGAGCCGGCCCUGACGGAGCUCAUGGAGAGGGCUGAGCACUCGGACGAACCGGUGCUCAACGCAACGUUGCCUGAGGAGCAGGAGUUGCUUUCGUGGGACUUCGAAGGCGACGUCCCCUCGAAGCUGAUCGCCUUCGAUCGGAACGUCAAGCGCUACGAGCAGGUGGUCGGCACCGAGUUUCCCGACGAAAUCAAGAUAGGCAUCCUGGUCCGCUCUCUCAAGGAGGACCCGCUGCGCCACCACCUGUUGCUCAACAGCCAGCGGCUGGACACAUGGGAGCUGGUGAAGGCGGAGGUGGAGAACUUCAGGCGGGCCCAGAUCGCGACUACUGCAAGUGCUGGUGCGGGCUUGGCUCCGAUGGACAUCGGUUCACUGGCAAAGCAGCUAGCGGCUCUCGGCUUCAAGGGUGGCAGGAUCGGCAAGAUCGGCAACGGCAAGGGCAAGAUUGGCAAGCUCGGCAAAGGUCGCGGCAAAGGCAAGGACGACGGCAAGACUGGCAACGUGCCGAAGCCGAGGCCAUGCUGGACCUGCGGCUCGACGGCGCACCUGCGCAAGGACUGCCCGGUCGCGAAGAAGGCCGGCACCAUCGGCGAGCCGAUCCACGACGAAGGCCAGCGCAAGCUCAUGGUGCAGACUGGCGGCGCGCUGCGUGGCAUCAGGGCCCGGGUCGCGGGCGUCAGGAGGCCGCUGCUCUCGGUCCUCGACUUGGUGAAGAGCGGCCACCGGAUGGUCUUCGAGCAGGAUCAGUACGGCACCGACAUCAGCCACGCCGUCCACGUCGAGAGCGUCAAGAUGGUGCGCUUCACGCAGAGGCAGCGCACGUGGGACCUGGACGUGAGCAUCGACGAGUUUCAACCUGCCCCUGUUCGAGGUCGACGCGGGCCGAAGGAGCCUACUCAGGCAGCGCUCGAGCAACGCGAAGCGGCAGGUCACGCCCCCUUCUGGGACUGGUGCUACUGCUGCCUGGCUGGACGUGGCCGUGCAGAUAGCCGCCCAGCGGGCGCUCCUGGGAGAGCGCAUGCGAUACCGACCAUCGCGGUGGACUACGGGUACCCCGUGAAGCGGGAGGAGGUGGAGCGGGGCCAGUCGGUGCUCCCCAUCCUCGUCGGCAUCGGCUCAGCCAGUUCGCGCGUCAACGCUGACGUCCUCCCGUUCAGGGGUAUCCAGCAUGAGUGCAAAGUGGUCCGCGCCUUCGGUCAGGCGACGAGCCGCCUCAGGAAUGUGAAGAUCGAGGUCGUGCCCGAGCAGGCGCCAGCCUACGACAGCGCCAGCAACGGCCUGGCGGAAGUGGCAGUCAGGGAGGUCAAGGGCGUCGCACGGCCCCUGAGGGUCGCCCUGUCCCUGCUGCGUGGCGUCGACAACCCGAACGACCAUCCAGUGUUGACCUGGCUGGUAGCCCGCGCUGCGGGAUGCGUCGACCGCGGCGAGAUCGGCGCCGAUGGCUGGGCGCCGCGCGAGAGGCCCAAGGGCAAGGCCUUCUGCAAGGUGCUGCCGCCUUUCGGUGAGAUCAUCGUGUUCCUCCCGGGUACGAGGCGCGAGACGAAGUGCGAGGGGCGCUGGGCCGACGCGGCCCUGCUGCUCUCCAUUAGGGGCGCGCCGUGGAUGCCGACCCCAGUUAAGCCGGAGAGCGUUCGCAUCCCGACGGUCAUCGACGAGCCGCCUGUCGACGCCGCGGUGCAGCAGUCGAGAGUCGUGCCCGAGCAGGUCCCGGCUGAGCCUCGGAACGUCUACAUCCGCUGGAGCGUGGAGCCGGCCAAGUACGGCAUCACGGACGGGUGCCCAGAGUGCCGCGAGCGCAUCCAGCAGGCCGUGACGGACGACCCAGAGCUCGCUCCCCGCGCUUUCGGGGCAGCGGCUCGCCGGCUGGAGGCCGCUGACAGGGCGCCUGCGCGCCAGGGGGGCGCGGGCGCUGGGGCGCCCGUUUGCGCAGCUCGCGCGGCUGAGGCGCCGAUGGAGAUCGAGCGACCUGGCCGACAGGCUGUUCCGCGUCGGGGCUCGCCUGCGGAGCUGCCGCAGGCGCCGGCCACGCCGCCGGCGCAGGCCGCUGGGCCGAGCGGGCUGCUGCAGGCGCCGCCUGGGGCUCGGGGCUCCACGGGCGCGGACUCGCUGGAGCUCUGCGCGCUGCUGGCGGCUAUCGGCGACUGGAGGGUGGCCGUCAGCGAGCUGUGCGGGCCGGGGCGCUUCGCGUCGCGGUCGAGCCAGCCUCAUCGAGAAGCUGGCGACUGGAUGAUCCGGGAGAUCGCCGAGAUGCCUGGAGUACAUUGCGUUGAGUGUGAUCAAUGUGCGUACGGGUUGUGUUGCAACGAUGCCAUCGGCCCGGCGCCGGUCAAGAAGCCUACGGGCUGGCUGACCAACUCUGACGAGAUCGCCUGGGAGCUGACGCGCAGGUGCCCUGGGUGCGUUCGGCACUGCAAGACGGUCGGCCUGGGGCGACGCGGCGUGCGCGCCAUCGAGCGGUGCCCGCCGGGGCUGGUGGCUGCGGUGCUGCGCGGGCUGCGCCGUGAGGCGGUCGCGCGCGGCCAGCUGGGCGCGCUGGAGGCCAGGCCGCGCCUCGACGAGCCGCCGGUCUGGGACGCCUACCCAGAAUACUACGCGGAGAUCGUCGACAACAUCAGCGGGGCCGCCUUGGACCCCGAGCUUGUGGCAGCUGGCCGCAAGGAAGAGAUGGAGUUCCUGCGCGGCCUGGGCGCCUACGCGUGCGACUCCAAGCAGCGCGGCCGCGAGGAGACCGGGCGCGACCCGGUGCCUAUGGUCUGGGUGGAUGUCAACAAGGGCGACGAGCGCAAGCCCAACGUCCACUGCAGGCCGUGCGUGGCAGAGACACGGUACCGCGCGAGCAUGCACUUGGGGGGCCCGUCGCAGACCUUCAGCGCGACGCCCCCGUGCGAGGCGCUCAGGAUGCUAAUCUCCUUCUGCUGCUCGCCCUGGAACGUUGAGGAGGACCAUCGCGUGCUCAUGUUCCUGGGCGUCGCGAGGGCUCACCCGCACUGCGAGAUGAAGCGGAAGCUGUGGGUGAAGCUGCCGCAGGCCAGAACUUCUCAGCUGCUGGUUUGCGAGACGCUGGAGGGCAAGAUGGGCUUCGCUUGUGGCGUCUGGUGCCCCUGUAUCUACCGCAGUGGCGACGGCAAGCUCGUGGCCUACGUCUACGGCGACAUCUUCGUGCUGAAGGGCUCUCGCAGCGACAACCUGGAGUUCCACCGCGAGCUGCAGAAGCACAUGUGGGUCAAGCUCGAGUGCAUGCUGGGGCCCAACAAGAGUUCGGAUAAUGUUCAGGAAGUUGCGUGCCUGAACCGCAUCUUCCGCUGGACCUCGAGAGGCGACGUCGAGCUCGAGGCGGGCUCUCGCCGCGCGCUCGUCAUGUUGCAGCAGCUGGGCCUCUGGCGUGAGUCGAAUGCGCUCACGACGCCAGGUGUGAAGCCCAAGAGUGCGGACCGUGGCAGGGUCCUGGAGGGCGAUGAGGCGACUCGCUACCGCAGUCUGGCCAUGCGGGUCAGCUACCUCAGCAAGGACCGCCCGGACAUCAAGUACGCCGUGAAGGAGGCGGCGAUGUGCAUGCACGAGCCGUGCGAGCACGGCGUGGAGCGGGUCAAGAGGAUCGCCAGGUGCGGCGUCUUCCAGCUGGGGAACCACGUGAUCAAGGCGCUGGUGCACGCGGCGUCCUGCGGCAUCGGCCUGGUCUCGCUGGCGCGCGACAUGAGGUAUGAGUUAGAGCUGUGCUUGGCUGGCGACGCGACGGUGGCCUGUGGGAUAGCCCACCUCCGUGGAGCGGGACGUAUCAGACACAUCGAGACGAAGACCUUGUGGCUCCAGCGUCAUGUGACCGAGCGCCGCGUCCUCCUCUCUAAGACGCCGGGCAGGGUCAACGUGGCGGACCUAGGCACCAAGCACCUGACCCAGAAGGAGCUAGAUGAGAUGCUGGAGCUGCUAGGCUUCUACGUGGCUACGGGGAGGUCUGGCCUCGCUUUCGCGAUCGCGGGCAACUUGCUCGAGCCGGAACCGGCUUGCGACCGCGAGGGCGACGAGGAGAUGCAGGCGUGA